AUGCCUCCUCUCCCCUUCGGCACGCACACCAAGCACCUGCUGCGGGGCGUUCAACCGCAGCCGGGGCACCUGUUUCCACCGCGGUGGUCCAGCUGCUGCUCGGUGCCUGCUGCUCGUCGUCUUGAGAGGGGGCCCCUUGCUGGUGUUGCCACGCCCAGUGCCGGGGGAGGUGGUGGUGCUAAACGCACUGGGCCCAGCCCCCACCCCACUCCCUCCCACAGGGUUUCUCCUCGUCGCUGGUGCUGCCCAGCGCCCACACUCUCAGGCCCCUCCGACCCUGGUUUCUCCUCGUCUCUGGUGCUGCCCACGCCCUCGGACCCCUCAGACCCAGUGCUGCCCGCCUCUGCUGCGAUCAGCUCAGUGGAUCGAGUAAGGGGCCCAUUCAACCCCGCUCGCAUGGAGUACAUUCAGCAAGACAUGCGCUGGGAUGAGUUUGAGCAGCUGCUGGAAGCCAUGCACCUCUGA
Closterium sp. Naga37s-1 is the source of this 465-nucleotide messenger RNA. The record is from the annotation of a GenBank genome assembly. NCBI's taxonomy places the organism in Eukaryota, Viridiplantae, Streptophyta, Zygnematophyceae, Desmidiales, Closteriaceae.